Molecule: messenger RNA, 1532 nt
Organism: Phytomonas sp. Hart1
Lineage: Eukaryota; Euglenozoa; Kinetoplastea; Trypanosomatida; Trypanosomatidae
Source: the annotation of a GenBank genome assembly
UUUUGUAUCUUUUUAUAUAAGAUACUAUCCCCACAAAGAGGUGAAGCAAACCACAAAUAUCAAAACAUAAAAUUUAAGCGACAUGCCUCCUAAAGCUCAACAUGAUUCAGACGAUGAACCCAUCGAGCCUAUGAUGAGCAAUACGAAUAUGGCUAAAUAUUUUGAUCAACAUUACUCCGAAACAUUUAUGAAGAGCUUGCCUGAGAAGAUUAAGGAUCGUGUACAAGUCUUACUUAAAUACCACGAUGAUUGCAUGAAACUUCAGGAAAAUGUUGAACAGGAGGAGCAGCAGCUUCGGAAAGAAUUUGACGCCAAAUAUGCCUCUAUUUUUGCAAGGCGGAGGGAAAUUAUCAACGGGACAGGCCCAGAGGUAACCGAUUCGGAGGUGAUGGCGGGCUUCCCGGAAGAACACACUGGGAAGGUCGAUAUCACGAAAGAGGAGGUCGAGGAGGUUAAACGUAAGGGAAUUCCAGAGUUUUGGCUUCAAGCGUUAAGUAAUAACGUGACACUAGCCAGUAUGAUCACAGAACGGGACGAAGGGGCACUAAAGCAUUUGAUUGAUGUAUCAUCGCAUACUAUAGACGGUGAAUAUGGUAGUUUUGAAGUGGUGUUUACUUUUUCAUCAAACAUUUACUUUCAGGAAGAUCAACUCACGAUCGCGGUCGUUAUGGGCGAGGAAGGAUCGACGCUGAAGCGCGGCCCCCUCACGUGGAAGAAAGGGAAAAAUUUAACGAUGGAACCUGGCAAGGUUAAGACCGCCAAGCGCAAUAGUCGGGUACAACUGAAGCAAAUACCGUGCAACUCUUUCUUUAAUAUUUUUCAAGAUAAGAAAGAUACUGACGACGACAAUGAUAGCGAGGAUGAUGAGGAGGAGGAGGUUAUAAAUAUUCUUCGGAUUUUGCACAACAACAUCAUACCAUGUGCUGUUUUGCAUUAUACUGGUGAGGCUGAUGAGGGAGAUGGUGAUAUGGGUAUGGAAGAUGAGUACACCGAUAGCGACAGUGAAGAUUCUGACACCAAAUGAAGUGGAUGCUUUGACUGAUAGACCUGUAGCCUCUAUAGCUAGCAUUCGUUUUCACUAAUGAGGAUGAGUCUUUUUAAUGAAUAAACGGUUAAAUGCAUUCCGUUUGAGUCUUCAAUGAAGUCUGAGACUUGAAGGUCGUCCAUUCAAGAACAACUACAAAAAAGGAAAAUACAAGGAGAAAAAGCGUUGGACCAUUCUUUGAUUUUAACUACUUUAUCUGUAGACAAUUUAGAGACUGUCUUGUCAUGGAAGCAGCGCUAAGUCCAAAUGGAAGAGUACCAAAUAUUUUCUCACACAUAAACUCAACAUGCUACUUUUUAGAAGUGAUAAACAAUUAAUAACCACAUUAGCAUCUCUUCUCGUAAAAAGAUUGUUAAAUAUGGUGUUUUACAUCCUAUAUAUGCUUUACACUGUAUGCUACAAAUAAAUAUUGGUAAUAAGAUGGUGCAUUUUAAGCUUUUAAAAUUCUAAACUAAAGAAAUGGUGGAAUCGUCAUCUAAUAUUUAGA